AUGGCAGCAGAUGCUUCAGCCUACGGUAUAGGAGCAGUCAUCUCACACCUUCUCCCAGAUGGAAGUGAGAAGCCAAUUUCAUUUGCUUCACGCACUCUCACACCAAGUGAAAAGAAUUACUCUCAACUUGAAAAAGAAGCUCUUUCACUUAUAUUCGGUGUCAAGAAAUUUCACCAAUAUCUCUAUGGCAGGAAAUUCACCCUGAUAACUGACCACAAGCCACUCACUGCGAUUUUCGGAGCCAAGAAAGGAAUUCCCACAUUGGCCGCUGCACGACUACAGAGAUGGGCACUCUUGCUCUCGGCAUACAACUACGAGAUACAGUAUAAACCAACAGAAUCUCACAGCAAUGCGGACGGUCUCUCCAGGCUACCCUUACCAGUGAUGCAGGAUUCUGAUGUGGGAGGAGAAGGAGUGCGUAUUUUCAACAUUUCUCAAAUUCUGUCUUUGCCAGUAACCUCCAAGGAUGUUCAACAAGCCACAAAGUUGGACCCAAUUCUCAGCAAAGUGCUAAGAUACACAAGAGAUGGAUGGCCAACUCAAGUCCCAGACGAGCUCAAACACUACUACUCUAAAAAAGAUGAAAUAUCUAUUGAGGCUGACUGCCUACUAUGGGGAAUCAGAGUAAUCGUUCCAAAAUCUCUCCAAGCACAAGUGCUCAAAACUCUGCAUGAAGGCCAUUCAGGAAUUCAGAGAAUGAAGGCCCUCGCCAGAAGUUAUAUGUGGUGGAAAGGAAUAGAUCAAGACAUUGAAAGUCAAUCUAAGUCCUGUAAACCGUGUCAGGAACACAAACCAAAUCCCCCCUCAGCACCUUUGCACAUAUGGCAAUGGCCUACGGCACCACUAAAACGAAUCCACAUUGACUUUGCUGGACCCUUUCAAAGAAAGAUGUUCUUAAUAAUCGUGGACGCACACUCAAAGUGGCAUAAUGUCAAGCACUACCGCUGAAAAGACCAUUGAAGCUCUCUUUACAUUCUUUUCAAGAUAUGGUCUACCCGAACAACUUGUCUCAGACAAUGGCCCUCAGUUUACCUCACAGGAAUUCGAAACAGCAAUGAAACAGCAAGGUAUCAAGCACAUAA
This is a messenger RNA of Halichondria panicea, 1082 nucleotides long. RefSeq lists its product as uncharacterized. Lineage: Eukaryota; Metazoa; Porifera; Demospongiae; Suberitida; Halichondriidae. The record is from RefSeq and is a predicted model, not a curated record. Bases 1 to 948 code for a protein of 315 amino acids. The transcript has a single exon.